AUGGCCGCCGCCGGCUCCGGUGCUGACAAGGAGAACGCCGCUCCUUCGACCUCGGCCGCCGCGGCCGGGCCCCGGCGGCACGGGUACGGCGUAAAGAGCUGCGGGGUGAAGAAGCGCCCGUCCAGGGCGGCGCGGUGGGCGGGGCGGGUGCCGCUCCGGGACAUCACCAACCUGGUGGCGGCGGCCGCGGGGCCCGAGGCGCCGCUCGCGCUCGGGCAGGACGCGGCGCCGCCAGCCGCGGCGGAGCUGGCGAAGAAUCCCGAAGAGGCGGUGCCGGCGGUGGCGGGAGCGCCGGGGGCGCAGGACGGGGCGGCUGCUGGUGGCGCCGCGGGGAAGAAGGCGGCUGCUGGUGGCGCGGCGGCGAAGAAGGCUGCCGCUGCGCCCAGAUACUCACUCCGGAAGGGGUUCAGAUAG
Molecule: messenger RNA, 414 nt
Organism: Panicum virgatum (switchgrass)
Lineage: Eukaryota; Viridiplantae; Streptophyta; Magnoliopsida; Poales; Poaceae
Product: testis-specific gene A8 protein-like
Exons: 1
Coding region: 1-414 (137 amino acids)
Source: RefSeq, a predicted model, not a curated record